Messenger RNA from Cricetulus griseus (Chinese hamster), 1272 nucleotides. The record is from RefSeq and is a predicted model, not a curated record. NCBI's taxonomy places the organism in Eukaryota, Metazoa, Chordata, Mammalia, Rodentia, Cricetidae.
AUGAGUUUUCCGCGAGGUUCCCACGAUCGGCCAGUGAGCAACUCCAGCCCGUGGUGGCUUCUGAGCGCUGAGGAUGCCAACAGCAGCCGGGAGGCAGCGGGGCACGGGGAAGGCAGCGACCCUCUAGGGGAUGUACGUAACGAGGAGCUGGCCAAGCUGGAGAUCGCCGUGCUGGCAGUGAUUUUCGUGGUGGCCUUGCUGGGCAAUAGCAGCGUGCUGCUGGCGCUGCAUCGCACGCCACGCAAGACUUCCCGCAUGCACCUCUUCAUCCGACACCUUAGCCUGGCCGACCUGGCGGUCGCCUUCUUCCAAGUGUUGCCACAGCUGUGCUGGGACAUCACCUACCGCUUCCGCGGGCCCGACUGGCUGUGCCGCGUGGUGAAGCACCUGCAGGUGUUUGCCAUGUUCGCGUCCGCCUACAUGCUGGUGGUCAUGACGGCUGACCGCUACAUUGCAGUGUGCCACCCGCUCAAGACCCUGCAGCAGCCCGCGCGCCGCUCGCGCCUCAUGAUCGCCGCCUCUUGGGUAUUGAGCUUCGUACUGAGCACGCCGCAGUACUUCAUCUUCUCUAUGAUCGAAAUCGAGGUGAACAACGGCACCAAAACCCAAGACUGCUGGGCUACCUUUAUCCAGCCCUGGGGUACCCGCGCCUACGUGACCUGGAUGACCAGUGGUGUCUUCGUGGUACCUGUGGUUAUCUUGGGUACCUGCUAUGGUUUCAUCUGCUACCACAUCUGGCGAAACGUCCGUGGGAAGACGGCGUCGCGGCAGAGCAGGGGCAGCAAGGGCUCUGGGGAAGCCAUGGCUCCCUUCCACAAGGGGCUUCUGGUCACGCCUUGUGUUAGCAGCGUGAAGACCAUUUCCCGUGCCAAGAUCCGCACGGUAAAGAUGACCUUUGUGAUCGUGACUGCCUACAUUCUCUGCUGGGCGCCUUUCUUCAUCGUCCAGAUGUGGUCAGUCUGGGAUGACAAUUUCAUCUGGACCGAUUCAGAGAACCCUUCCAUCACCAUCACAGCACUACUGGCCUCAUUGAACAGCUGCUGCAACCCAUGGAUAUACAUGUUUUUUAGUGGCCAUCUCCUGCAAGACUGUGUCCAAAGUUUUCCAUGCUGCCAACACGUUGUGCAAAAACUUGCCAAGGAUGACUCGGACAGCAUGAGCAGAGGACAGACUUCUCACUCUAACAACCGAAGCCCAACAAACAGCACAGGGACAUGGAAGGACUCGCCUAAAUCUUCCAGGUCCAUUAGAUUCAUCCCUGUCUCCACCUGA